Condylostylus longicornis is the source of this 1715-nucleotide messenger RNA. Its product is annotated as lysosomal Pro-X carboxypeptidase. The record is from RefSeq and is a predicted model, not a curated record. Gene Ontology annotation, biological process: proteolysis. The transcript has a single exon. Gene Ontology annotation, molecular function: dipeptidyl-peptidase activity; serine-type exopeptidase activity. The coding region runs from base 57 to 1529 and encodes 490 amino acids. NCBI's taxonomy places the organism in Eukaryota, Metazoa, Arthropoda, Insecta, Diptera, Dolichopodidae.
AAUAUUUCAUUAAAAAAUUUGAAGUAAUUACAAAAAAAAAGAAGAAAACAAAAAAUAUGCAUUUACUUAAUAAACUUUUUCUAUUAAUAUUCUUGACAUUUCAAUGUAAUGAAAUUUUAAAUAUAUCAGCUAUAAUAAGUUCAAACAACAACAACAAUAAUUUAUACAAUGGACCAAAAGAUUACUUAUAUACUGAAAAAUAUAUAAAUGUUCCAUUAGAUCAUUUUAGUUUUACAAAUCAAACAACAUUUAAAUUAAGAUAUCUUAUCAAUGAAACAUAUUCAUCUGGCCGUAGUUAUUCACCAAUCUUCUUUUAUACUGGCAAUGAAGGUGACAUUGAACUUUUUGCUCAAAAUACUGGUUUUAUGUGGGAGGCAGCAAAACAAAUGCAAGCUGCUGUAAUAUUUGCCGAACAUCGUUAUUAUGGUAAAUCAUUACCAUUUGGGAGUAUGUCAUUUAAUUCAUCAACAUAUAGUGGAUAUUUAUCAGCUGAACAAGCAUUAGCUGAUUAUGCUACACUUUUAUAUAAUAUAACAAAUGGUAAAUAUGAUAGUAGACCAAUAAUAGCAUUUGGUGGUUCAUAUGGCGGUAUGUUAGCAGCAUGGUUUCGUAUGAAAUAUCCACAUAUUAUAAUUGGUGCAUUAGCUGCAUCAGCACCAAUAUUACAAUUUACUGGUUUAACACCAUGUGAUAUUUAUAGUAGAAUUGUAACAUCUGUAUUUAAAGUUGCUGAUAAACCGGAAUGUGUUGAAAAUAUUAUAAAUUCAUGGGAUAUGUUUAAAAAUUUCUCAUCAAAUGAUAAAGGGAGACAAAUAUUAAAUAAUAAAUAUAAAUUUUGUAAAAAUGUAACAAAAACUGAUGAUAUUACUAAUGAAUUUUUUGAAUAUUUAAAUGAUAUGUAUAGUAAUUUAGCAAUGGCUAAUUAUCCAUAUCAAAAUGAAUUUUUAGCACCAUUACCAGCAUAUCCAGUACGAAUGUUUUGUGGUCAAUUAGAGAAAUUGUAUCAAGGUGAAGAGCUAUUAAAUGCAAUGCAUAAUGCAAUAAGUAUAUACGCAAAUUAUACUGGAAAAUUAAAAUGUUUAGAUUAUAGUACAGCAUUUGAACCAAAUAUGGGUGAUUUAGGUUGGAAUUUUCAAUCGUGUACAGAAAUGGUAAUGCCAAUGUGUAAUAAAAAUAGUAUGUUCCCAAAAAGUGAUUGGAAUUUUAAAGGAUAUUCAGAUAAAUGUUUUAAACAAUUUGGUGUACGUCCAAAUGAACAUGAAAUUUUAAUGCGUUAUGGUGGUAAACAAAUUGAUUCAGCAUCAAAUAUCAUUUUUAGUAAUGGUCUAUUAGAUCCAUGGAGUAGUGGUGGUGUUUUAAAAUCAAAUAAUGAUAAAAUUAAUAUUAUUAUAAUACCAGAAGGUGCACAUCAUAUUGAUUUAAGAGCAGCUAAUCCUGAUGAUCCAGCAUCAGUUAUAAAUGCUAGAAUUCAAGAAUUAUCAAUUAUUGAAAAUUGGAUUACUGAAUAUUAUUUUAGUAGAACACGUUAAUCUUAAAUUUAUUUCACAUACGUAUGAGUACAUAUUCACAAUAUAUAUAUAUAUAUAUAUAUAUAUAUAUACAUAAAUAUUGUAUAUAAAUUUAUAUACAAACGUAUUCAUCUGUUUUUAAACAUUUUAUAUCACGAUAAUCAUACAUUGUAGGUACAUGUAUAAAAAAUAAUUCUACAUCGAAUU